AUAUUUUCCCUCUCUUUUCUCGGUUCUUCUAGGGUUUUUCAUUUCUGAUCCACCCCAUCAUUUCCAAUCCUCAGCUUCCAUCCAAGACGAAUCCAGAAAUGGCCGCCGUAACUGCAGCCCCCCCGCGCUCUUCCAAGACGGAGUCCUAUGUGGACAACAAGCGCAAAGAAGACAUCCGCCAAGCCAACAUCAAAGCAGCCCGAUCCGUGGCUGAAGCCGUCCGAACCAGCUUAGGACCCAAAGGUAUGGACAAAAUGAUCUCAUCCGCCAACGGCGAAGUCAUCAUUACCAACGACGGUGCCACCAUCUUAAACAAGAUGGAAGUCCUGCAACCCGCCGCUAAAAUGCUCGUCGAACUCUCCAAAUCUCAGGAUGCCGCCGCCGGUGACGGUACCACCACAGUCGUCGUCAUCGCUGGCGCCCUCCUUAAGCAAUGUCUCACACUUCUCUCCCAUGGUAUUCACCCCACUGUUAUAUCCGAUUCUCUCCACAAGGCUUCGACAAAAGCGGUCGAUGUUCUAACUGCCAUGGCCGUUCCCCUCGAGCUCUCCGACCGCGAAUCGUUAAUCAAAUCCGCUAGUACUUCGUUGAACAGUAAGGUUGUUAGCCAAUACUCAACUCUUCUGGCUCCGCUUGCCGUUGAUUCUGUUCUCUCAGUCGUUGAUCCAGCAAAGCCGGAUAUGGUUGAUUUAAGAGACAUCAAGAUUGUGAAAAAGCUUGGGGGAACAGUGGACGAUACGCAGUUGGUGAAAGGGUUGGUUUUCGAUAAGAAAGCGAGCCAUGCAGCUGGAGGGCCGACCAGAAUGGAAAACGCCAAAAUUGCGGUAAUUCAGUUUCAGAUUUCCCCUCCUAAGACUGAUAUUGAACAGAGUAUUGUAGUUUCUGAUUAUACUCAAAUGGAUAGGAUAUUGAAAGAGGAAAGGAAUUAUAUUUUGGGUAUGAUUAAGAAGAUUAAGGCCACUGGCUGUAAUGUUUUGCUGAUUCAAAAGAGUAUUUUGAGGGAUGCAGUCACAGAUUUGUCGUUGCAUUAUUUGGCUAAAGCAAAGAUUAUGGUUAUUAAGGAUGUUGAGAGGGAUGAUAUUGAGUUUAUUACCAAGACUUUGAACUGCUUGCCUAUUGCUAAUAUUGAGCAUUUUCGAGCUGAGAAGUUGGGGCAUGCGGAUCUUGUUGAGGAGGUUUCGCUUGGGGAUGCAAAGAUUGUUAAGGUUACUGGGAUUAAAGAUAUGGGAAGAACAACUACUGUUUUGGUUAGGGGUUCGAAUCAGUUGGUACUUGACGAGGCUGAGAGAAGUUUGCAUGAUGCUUUAUGUGUGGUUAGGUGUUUAGUGAGUAAGAGGUUUUUGAUUGCAGGUGGUGGUGCUCCGGAGAUCGAGUUGUCGAGGCAGCUUGGUGCUUGGUCUAAAGUGUUGCAUGGGAUGGAGGGGUAUUGUGUGAGGUCUUUUGCUGAGGCACUUGAAGUCAUUCCUUACACAUUGGCUGAGAAUGCUGGGUUGAACCCUAUUGCUAUCGUGACUGAACUGAGGAAUCGCCAUGCUCAAGGGGAGAUCAAUGCCGGGAUCAAUGUAAGGAAGGGACAGAUCACUAACAUCUUGGAGGAGAAUGUUGUGCAACCACUGCUUGUAAGCACAAGUGCGAUUACACUGGCAACAGAGUGUGUGAGGAUGAUUUUGAAGAUUGAUGAUAUCGUGAAUGUCAGGUAGUUUUCUGCAUCAGAUGAUGAAAUGUGUUUGAGUGAUCCGAUUUAAUGCUCUUUUUUCUCCUAGUAUGACUAUGUUUCAAGUUUCUUUGUUGGCUAUCUACCACCAAAUGUUUGUUUAUUUCAGGCAGUUUUCUGCAUUGGACUAUAAAAUGUGUUCUUUGUAUUAUCGGAUUUAGUGCUUUUGUUUCCUUAUAGUACCGACUAUGUUUUAAAUUUCGGAGUUGGCUAUAUACUACCACGAAUUUGCUUGUUUU
Molecule: messenger RNA, 1953 nt
Organism: Hibiscus syriacus
Lineage: Eukaryota; Viridiplantae; Streptophyta; Magnoliopsida; Malvales; Malvaceae
Product: T-complex protein 1 subunit delta-like
Exons: 1
Coding region: 99-1700 (533 amino acids)
Biological process (GO): protein folding
Cellular component (GO): chaperonin-containing T-complex
Molecular function (GO): ATP-dependent protein folding chaperone; ATP binding; ATP hydrolysis activity
Source: RefSeq, a predicted model, not a curated record